This is a messenger RNA of Paramecium octaurelia, 498 nucleotides long. The record is from the annotation of a GenBank genome assembly. Lineage: Eukaryota; Ciliophora; Oligohymenophorea; Peniculida; Parameciidae.
AUAUAAGUAAAUUACGAAAGAUGAUGAUGGAUAUGUAUGUGUAUUGGACAGCAAAAUGCGAAUUCAUUUUUGAAAGGUAAAAAUGUUAUCAUUUCUUCAAAGCUGGAGAAUUUAUGAUGAUUAACCAUUUUUGUUAUUUUGUGGUUGCUUCUUAUCUUGCCUAUAUUCAAUUAUUCAUAUCAUGUAUAUGCUUCAAGGUGAAAAAGUAUAAAUCUUUAUGAAACAAUUUAUGUACAAGCAUUUCAUUAUCCUUUUAGGUCAAGAAGAAUAGGAUUUUCUAUAUAUUAAUUCUUUCUAACUCUGUCAAGUAUGAUUACAAUGAUGUUGUUAAUGACGAUGAAUGGAUGGGUCAAUAUUGCAGUAGGGGUUGGAUACACCAUUGGGUAUGGUAUUACAUAGAUCACUAAACCAAAUUCAAAAUACACUCAAGUUGAUUCGAUAUGAGAAAAUUGAUAUACAAGAGUUUAAUUUAUCAUUAUUAAGAAUAUCUAAUAUAUA